Ascochyta rabiei is the source of this 516-nucleotide messenger RNA. Its product is annotated as Microsomal epoxide hydrolase. The transcript has a single exon. The record is from RefSeq and is a predicted model, not a curated record. Lineage: Eukaryota; Fungi; Ascomycota; Dothideomycetes; Pleosporales; Didymellaceae. The coding region runs from base 1 to 516 and encodes 171 amino acids.
AUGGCCGAGGAAUUCCACAUCCUGACCCAGGAGUACCUGGGCAUCAGAGAAAAGAUCCACAUCGUUGGCCACGAUAUUGGAGGCAUGAUCGCAUUUACAUACGCAUUGCGCUACGCUAGCGAUGUAGCCAGUGUCAUCUGGAGCGAAUUCCCACUCCCAGAAACGUCGAACUAUGAAGAGAACCAACCUACGCCGGCUCUGUUCCAUUUCGUGUUCCAUCAGAUCCGUGAUCUGCCCGAGACCUUGAUCGCUGGUAAGGAGCUUGAGUACCUUACACACUUUUACCACAGACUGGCAUACAACAGUAUGGGUAUCACAGUAGAAGAUGCUGGUUUUUACACGCUUGCGUUCUCGCAACUUCUCGCAACCCGGCGCUAUCAGGGCAGGUUCGGAAGUUUACCGCUCGUUCGAGCAAGAUGCGGAAGAAAACAGAAAGUGGUUGAAAGAGAACGCGAAAGUGAAGGUCCCAUCGCUUGUGAUGUUGGGCGCUCAAAGUGGGUUAGCAAAGCUCGCUGA